AUGACUGUUUUCAUUUUCUUCUUUUUCAUGUUAUUCUGCUCCGCACUAUCUUUCCUUAUUCUUACUAAUUCUUUUACUUACUCUUUUUCCUUUUUUUUCUUUCCUUCCUUCUCUUUUUUCUCAUGUUUACCUUUUUCAUCAACCCUAAUUUUAGACAAUGAACAUGGUGGUCAUGAAUGGUGGGAUUAUGUUACUGUACGUCCCCAUGCACACAUGUUUUACUGGGUCUAUGAACACAAAGAUGUAGAUAACAAACCACUUAUCAUGUGGUUACAGGGUGGCCCUGGAGCAUCAUCUACAGGGUUUGGAAACUUUAUGGAAAUCGGACCUCUUGAUGUUGACCUGAAUCCUCGUAAAUUUACCUGGCUUUCACAAGCCAGUCUUCUAUUUGUCGACAACCCUGUUGGAAGUGGGUAUAGCUAUGUGACAUCAGAGGAUGCUUACACAACCGAUGUCCAGACAAUUGCCAAGGAUUUGUUGACAAUGCUGAAGAAUGUGAUGAACAGAAAGCCCAAUAUGCAGAAACUUCCCUUCUACAUUUUCGCUGAAUCAUACGGAGGAAAAAUGGCUGCUGCUUUUAGUCUGCUGUUAUUGGAAGCAAUCAAAAGAGGUGAAAUAAAUUGCCAAUUUGAAGGAAUCGGGAUGGGUGACUCAUGGAUUGAUCCCGCAGCAUCUGUUAAGUCUUGGGGUCCAUUUCUCUUGUUGAUGUCUCUCAUCGAUUCUGAAGGUUAUGUACAAGUAGACAAUGCUGCCUCGAAUGUGACGGAAUUGGUCAAAAAAGGUCAAUUCGUGAAGGCAACAUUAAUGUGGAGACUUACAGAGACUAUCGUGGCUAAACUGACUUCCGGGGUCAAUUGGUACAACGUUAUGAAAUGGUCUCCGCAAAAGGCACAAUUUUCUGUUCCUUACAUAAAUGCUUCCAUGGAUGUCAAAAGUCUGUACAUGACACAUGUUGGCCCUCUGAAUCUUGAUAAACUUUCUGCUUUAAUGAAUGGGCAAAUCAGAUCUAAAUUGGGUAUAAUCCCCAAAAAUGUCACCUGGGGAGUAAAUGAAUUAAUAAAAUACAAAAAGUUGAAAGUCGUUGUGUAUUCUGGCCAACUUGACCUGAUUGUUGCUACCCUUGGAACUGAAUUUUGGGUUUCUCAGUUAGACAUUGCAAAAAAAUUACAGAAUGAGAAACGGAACAUUAUCAUCAACCCCUACACAUCUGUGCCAGUUGGUUAUGUCAAAGGAAUCUGCAAUUUUGAUUUCUACUGGAUUUUAAACGCUGGCCACAUGAUCCCAUCUGAUAAUCCUUCAGGAGGCUUUGAAAUGCUGAGGCGUAUCCUGGCACCCAAAAAUUCAUCCAACUGUUGA
Molecule: messenger RNA, 1356 nt
Organism: Acanthosepion pharaonis
Lineage: Eukaryota; Metazoa; Mollusca; Cephalopoda; Sepiida; Sepiidae
Source: the annotation of a GenBank genome assembly